GCAGAGAAAUCACUCCAUGUGUGAGAACUUUGGUGCUGGUAAAAGAGAAGUUUGAGAAGAUGAGAGAUCCACAACCAUGCAGAAUGGAGAAUGAAGAUACAGAGGAACAAAAAGAUACGAUGGAAGUGAAUAAGGACGGUCAAGCUAAAGUGGAUGGGAAACAUCAAAAUGUAAAAACCAAAUGUCAUGUUUCUCAGAAAGGAUCUCUGAGAAGAGAAGACAAAAAGUGUAAAAAGAGUUUCAAAAAAGUUGGAGGCCCUGCGGAUCACAUGAGGACUCAAAAUGGAAGGAAACCAUUCACGUGUCGUCAGUGUGGGAAGAGCUUCAGAAUCAAAGCACUCUUUAAUGCACAUAUGAGAGUUCACACUGGAAAGAAACCAUUUAAAUGUCAUCAAUGUGGAAAGUUUUUCAGAUUUUAUAGUUCCCUUAAGAAACACAUGAGAAUUCAUACUGGAGAAAAACCAUACAAAUGCCAGCAGUGUGGAAAGAGUUUUGCCAUUGGAAGUAACCUUAAUAAACACAUGAGAAUUCACACUGGAGAGAAACCUUACACAUGUCAUCAGUGUGGUAAGAGUUUUGCCAUUGAAAAUAACCUCAAGAUACACAUGAGAAUUCACACUGGAGAGAAACCAUUCAAAUGCAGUCAGUGUGACAAACGUUUCACCCAAAAAUCAUGUGUUAAAACGCACAUGAGAAUUCACACUGGAGAGAAACCAUUCACAUGUAAACAGUGUGGGAAGAGUUUUGCCCAUAAGUCAACCAUGGACUACCACAUGAGAAUUCACACUGGAGAGAAACCGUUCAAAUGCAGUGAGAAUGAGAAGAGUUUUACCACUAGAAGUAACCUUAAUACAAACAUGAGAAUUCAAACAGAAGAGAAACCAUUCAAAUGCAGUCAGUGUGACAAACGUUUCGCCCAACAAUCAGGUGUUGAUAGACACAUGAGGGUUCACACCGGAGAGAAACCUUUUGAAUGUCAUCAAUGUGGAAAGUUCUUCGGAUGUUCUAGUGCCCUCAUUAAACACAAGAGAAUUCACACCGGAGAGAAACCUUUUGAAUGUCAUCAAUGUGGAAAGUUUUUCAGAUGCUCCAGUUCCCUUAUUAAACACAUGAGAAUUCACACUGGAGAGAAACCUUACUCGUGUCAUCAUUGUGGUAAGAGUUUUGCCCAACAUUCAGGUUUAACAACACACAUGAGAAUUCACACCGGAGAGAAACCGUUCAAAUGCAGUCAGUGUGACAAAAGUUUCACCCAACAAUCAGGUGUUGAUAGACACAUGAGUAUUCACACCGGAGAAAAACCUUUCGAAUGUCAUCAAUGUGGAAAGUUCUUCAAACGUAAUAGUGCUCUCAAUACACACAUGAGAAUUCACACUGGAGAGAAACCGUUCACAUGCCAGCAGUGUGGAAAGAGUUUUACCUUUAGUAGUAACCUUAGAAUACAUAUGAGAAUUCACACCGGAGAGAAACCGUUCAAAUGCAGUCAGUGUGACAAAAGUUUCACCCAACAAUCAGGUGUUGAUAGUCACAUGAAAAUUCACACUGAAGCUAAACCUUACAAAUGCAGUGAGUGUACGAAGAGUUUUACCACUGGAAGUGACCUUAAUACACACAUGACAAUUCACACCGGAGAGAAACCAAUCAAAUGCAGUCAAUGUGACAAAAGAUUCAUCCAUAAAUCAAGUCUUGAUAGACACAUGAAAAUUCACACUGGAGAGAACACUUUUGAAUGUCAGCAAUGUGGAAAGUUUUUCAACUCCUGUAGUACCCUUAACACACACAUGAGUGUUCACACUGGAGAAAAACCGUUCAAAUGCAGUCAGUGUGAUAAAAGUUUUGCCCAACAAUCAGCUGUUGAUAGACACAUGAAAAUUCACACCGGAGUAAAACCUUUUGAGUGUCAUCAAUGUGGAAAAUUUUUCAGAUCCUCUAAUAGCCGUAAUACACACAUGAGAACUCACACUGGAGAGAAACCGUUCACAUGCCAGCAGUGUGGAAAGAGCUUUACCACCGCUGGUCACCUUAAGGAACACAUGAGAAUUCACACCGGAGAGAAACCUUUCGAAUGUCAUCAAUGCGGAAAAACGUUCAGCGGUUAUAGUAGCCUAUAUGCACACAUGAGAAUUCACACUGGAGAGAGAGCGUUCACCUGUCAUCUGUGUGGAAAGAGCUUUAUCACCGGUGGUCACCUUAAGACACACAUGAUAACUCACACUUGCAGUCAGUGUGGAAAGAGUUUCCGGGAUAAAAACACACUUAAGAUGCACAAAAGAAUUCACACCAGAGAGAAAUCUUAGCGUGAAGACGCUUUGAAGAAUCACAUGGGAACUCACACCGGAAUCUUACAGUCCACAUGAGGGUUUACACUGGAGAGAAACCAUUUACGUGUAAACAGUGUGGGAAGAGUUUCACAUGUAAAUGUAGUUUCAGAACUCUCACUCUAGAAAAAAGCCAUUUAAAUGUGAAAAAGUGCGGUAAAAUGUUUAAAUCCUCAUCAUAUUUGAUGAUACACACAUGAGUGUUCAUGGAGUUGAAGAGUUUCGUUGCAAAACGAGAUAAAUCAAUUUUUUUUAA
Paramisgurnus dabryanus is the source of this 2574-nucleotide messenger RNA. The record is from RefSeq and is a predicted model, not a curated record. Lineage: Eukaryota; Metazoa; Chordata; Actinopteri; Cypriniformes; Cobitidae.